Messenger RNA from Lentinula edodes (shiitake mushroom), 2906 nucleotides. RefSeq names its product fungal-specific transcription factor domain-containing protein. Gene Ontology annotation, molecular function: zinc ion binding; DNA-binding transcription factor activity, RNA polymerase II-specific; DNA binding. The record is from RefSeq and is a predicted model, not a curated record. The transcript is spliced from 10 exons. NCBI's taxonomy places the organism in Eukaryota, Fungi, Basidiomycota, Agaricomycetes, Agaricales, Omphalotaceae. Bases 85 to 2820 code for a protein of 911 amino acids. Gene Ontology annotation, biological process: DNA-templated transcription; regulation of DNA-templated transcription.
AGUCAUAUUCAAGUGCUACCAUAGCCUUUCCAGCCUUUCCGUGUACAUUAGUCAGCACCGAACUGCACACGGAGGACGACCACCAUGAGUUCAUCGACAUCAGCCACAUCUUCUCAGCCUAGAAAAUCACAGGCAACAACGUGUCAAGAAUGCAGGAGGCUCAAAAUAAAAUGUGAUCGAGUGUUCCCUUGCGCCGCAUGCAUUAGGAGAGGUUGUGGAAAUUUAUGCCCCAACGGGACGUUGGAAAAAGGGAAAAGGGGAUUCUUAAAGAGACUCGAGCAGGCGUUGCCUCCAUCCUUGAACAAGGCCGGAAGCGAUGGUGCAGGACCAUUAUCUGAGGUUGCCAUGUUUGUAUCCCGGGAUGCGGCGAUGGCGAAGCGCAUAAAAGAUCUUGAAGCAGCGUUGGUCGAAGCAGGAGUUGAGGUCCCUGGACUGCCUCGUACCACUCAUAGCAAUACAAACAAACGAAUAAGAGCAGGAGGCAACCCUUCUGAGACUGAAAUUUGGGAAAUCAACAAUGAUUCUUCAUCGUCGGUGUCAGAUUACAAUGAUGUCGCAGUAGGCUUUGGCACGUUAACUAUCGACCCAAAGAAUCGGUCUCGAUAUAUUGGCUUGUCCAGUGGAUCCGCUUAUCUAGACAGUGAUAUGUGGGGUUCUCGAGGUAAAGAGGAUCAAUCUCUGAAUAGGACUUAUGAAGACUACUUGGAGCGCGACCUUGAAACACAGAUAUUAGCUACACUCUGUGCAUUUCCGCCCUAUGAGGAGGCCGUCCAGCUUGCUAAUCUUUACUUCCAGCACAUUUCUUUUAUGUAUGAAGUUGUCCCCAAAGAAACGUUUUUUUCAAAACACCUCUCAGCGGUCUACAAUGACUCCAUCAAGACACUCCGGACUCCCCUUCUGCAACACACCGUAGCCCUCGUUGGCAUCGUUCUUGCAAUUGGACAAUACUUUGAUUUAGAGAAACCUCGUUCCUCCGUUCAAAUACGAGCUGCAGAACUUUUCCGCCUUGCCUCAUUUGCCCUGAACAGUCGCAAUAUCAUUGACGGAGGUCUGAAGAUUCUUACCUUACAGGGUCUGCAAACAUUGCAUUUGAUGGCAGUGUUCAAUCUGAGUAUGAAGGAUGAAGAAGGGGCGGAGAAUGCAUGGCAGUUGCUCGGCCUAGCUGUGAGGUCAAUGCAAGCGCAAGGAUUCCACAUCGACCCCUCGAGGUGGUCUUUACCAACUAAAGACCUUGAAGAAAGACGACGCGUAUUCUGGGAAAUACAUCUAUAUGACUGUUUGCAAUCUUUCGCUGUUGGCCGCCCUUGCGCUCAGAGCGGGAUACAUUUUGAUUGUAAAAUGCCGACCACUAGCGAUUGUCCUCUACCCUCAGAUUCCGACUCGUCUAACAGCACUUGGUCUCACACACGCUGGCAUACCUACAAAUUUAGAUGGGCAGAAGUCCUGGGUGGUAUUAUGGACAAUGUUUUCUCCGUCAAGAAGCCUCCUACCUAUUCAGCUAUCAUGCAAUACGAUCAACAGAUUAAUGAAUUUUACUUCUCCCUACCACAAUGGAUUCUUUCUCCAUACGUCAUGUAUCCUGUUGAUCGUGCAUUGUGGGCCCAGCUAUAUCCUGAGGGAGCUAAUGGACAGACUCGGUAUGAUCCAUACGAGGAGGGCGGUUUCAAAGGGCUGGGUAAACCAGAGGAUCAAACACAAUGUUCGCAAAUGAAUUCACUCGCUACGAUGAUUUUCACGGCCACAUUACACUUGCAUCGGGGUCCAUUCUGUAGAGCUUUGAUGCUCGAGCCUCAGAAAAUGCUCAAGUCUCAGUAUGAACAGAGCAUUGCAAGAGUAGUUUCGUCCUCCACGGCAAUCGUUAACAUUGCUCGAGGGAUGUUCGUCUCAUACCCCAACCUGACUUCUCGUCUCUGGUAUUGGGUCUUUCAUACCUUCAGCGCCGCUGUCUGCCAAGCUGUCUUCGUCAUUGUUGCGCCCUUCCAUCCUCUGGCUUCACACGCGUUCCGCAGCCUCCAAGAUGCCAUCGAACUCUUCAAGCAGGCCGACGGCAAGGACGCGAGGACUGCGACAGUGAGGUUGUCGGAACUGGUUAAGAAAUCUGCCCAAUCGAUGACGACGUUUAGAAAUGCUGUUAUGUCGCAGGAAGUCAAGAGCGGUAGAGCCGUGAAGAGAUUGCCUAUCAGCGGAACUGACGUAUGCUUUGAUGUGGAACAGGCGGAAAGUAUAGCUUCGGAAGUCAGCGACAUAGUGAGAUUCCCCGAAUCCAAUGCAAGAAAACCAGAGGACUUUCUGGGUGCUUCUACCAAAUUAGUCCGUUUGCCUGAGGACUUCCACCGCGUACGCUCAAAUACUGCUCCAGUGCGGUUCGAACAUCUGACCCAGCAAGGUCUCAAUGUCCCCCCGGAGCAACAACAACAACCCCAUCACGCUCUUUUUGGAGAUCCUUUUGCUGAGAUGAUGGGACUAUAUAAAAAUGCUUCAUCGCCUCCCGUUGACCUAUACCGCUCAACAAACACAAACGAUCUGUCUUCAGCUCGAAUUUCUUCAUUACAUUCUAUUUCGCAGAUGUGGGCUGGUCCUGCAUACCAUGCCACUCAUACUUCUAUGGAUGAUCGCACCUUUCCGCCACCUGAUUUUCAGGAUUUUCAACCAACUCUAGUUCGAGGAGCAGAGCAACAUCAGGUAUCGGAUGCCAUUGCGCCUGUAAUAGGACAUAUGCACCCUGGCUUGCAUUUCAAUGAUGUCGAUGGCUUCAAUUUGUUGAGUUUCAUCCAAGACGGUGCGAAGGCAUGGGCAUAUGAGCCACUGGCGCACAGCUGAACGAAGGAAAGAAGAGCUCUGAUGUUCAAUAGAUCACUCCAAGGAUGUACAUAGAUACAUAUGUAUGUAAACGACAAGAUUCACAA